This is a messenger RNA of Quercus robur (English oak), 453 nucleotides long. RefSeq lists its product as uncharacterized. The transcript has a single exon. The coding region runs from base 1 to 453 and encodes 150 amino acids. Lineage: Eukaryota; Viridiplantae; Streptophyta; Magnoliopsida; Fagales; Fagaceae. The record is from RefSeq and is a predicted model, not a curated record.
AUGAGAUACUAUCUUGCCGAUGGCAUAUAUCCACAAUGGUCAACAUUUGUGAAGACAAUCCCAAGGCCACUAGGAGCAAAAAGAAAAUUAUUUGCAAAAGCUCAGGAGACAUAUAGGAAGAAUGUAGAGCAUGCAUUUGGAGUGCUUCAAGCACGAUUUGCAAUUGUACGUGGACCUGCACGUUUUUUCUAUCAUGAAACACUACAAGACAUUAUGAAAGCAUGCAUAAUUCUUCAUAACAUGAUUAUUGAAGAUGAGCGAGAUGAAGCUGAAGCAGUGGACUUAGAUUAUGAACAAAUUGAUGAGAUUUCAUGUACACCAAUGUCACGUGAGCCAACAAAUGAAUUUACUGAGUUCAUUCAAGUUCAUCAAUGCAUUAGGGAUCGAGAAGUUCAUUCUCAACUCCAAAUGAAUCUCGUUGAACAUUUAUGGCAAUUACAAGGAGAGUCAUAA